AUGACGACGAUACGGCGGUUCUGUUGCAACGACCUUCUCCGCUUCGCUUCCGUCAACCUCGACCAUCUCACUGAAACUUUUAACAUGUCAUUUUACAUGACCUACUUGGCGAGAUGGCCCGAUUAUUUUCACGUCGCCGAAGCCCCCGGCAACAAAGUCAUGGGAUACAUUAUGGGGAAAGUGGAAGGACAAGGCGAGUCCUGGCACGGCCAUGUGACUGCGAUUACGGUGGCCACGGAAUUCCGCCGGCAGCAAUUGGCCAAGAAGCUUAUGAACCUGCUGGAAGAUAUCAGUGACAAGAUUGAUAAGGGGUACUUCGUGGAUCUUUUUGUGAGAGCAUCAAAUACGCCUGCGAUCAAGAUGUACGAGAAGCUUGGAUAUAUAAUCUACAGACGGGUGCUUCGCUACUACUCUGGGGAGGAAGAUGGCUUAGAUAUGAGGAAAGCGUUAUCUCGCGACGUGGACAGAAAAUCAGUCAUCCCUCUUAAACGGCCUAUUACUCCCGACGAACUGGAGUACGAUUGA
Linum trigynum is the source of this 525-nucleotide messenger RNA. The record is from the annotation of a GenBank genome assembly. Lineage: Eukaryota; Viridiplantae; Streptophyta; Magnoliopsida; Malpighiales; Linaceae.